Ctenocephalides felis (cat flea) is the source of this 2003-nucleotide messenger RNA. RefSeq names its product protein phosphatase PTC7 homolog. The coding region runs from base 181 to 1086 and encodes 301 amino acids. The transcript has 7 exons. The record is from RefSeq and is a predicted model, not a curated record. Lineage: Eukaryota; Metazoa; Arthropoda; Insecta; Siphonaptera; Pulicidae.
GACGACGAAAGUGCAUGCGAUUACAAUUAAAAAUUUCUUAAACCGCAGUUGUCAAAAUAAAAACCAAGACUAUAUAAAUAUCAUUUACCAUGUCCUAGUGAACACCAUUUUACUAGUUUUAUAAACCAUGUUUAAUUACAAUCUAACUAAUGUGAUCGUACAACACAAUUUGAUUUGAUAAUGCAGUCUAUUUGCUGGACGGGCAGAUUGCUGUCUCGUGCCUUGAGGAAUGGUUUAAGUUUAUCGACUUUGAUUGAUACGAAUGUUAAAAGGGAGCCCCAUUUUGUGUCGGUCGUCUGCGGAUUCCCCAAAGAUUUCUCGUCGGCGUCACUUAGUAGGAAAGGACAGUUUGGGGACGACGCCUGGUUCACUGCUAAGAAUAAAUGUGUCGAUGUUAUAGGAGUAGCUGACGGUGUAGGUGGUUGGAGAGCCUAUGGGAUAGAUCCUGGAGAAUUUAGUUCGUUUUUAAUGAAAACAUGUGAAAGACUUGUGCAAGUCGGAAAGUUUAAGCCAAAUAACCCAGGAAAUCUCUUAGCGAGAAGCUACUGGGAAUUGUUAGAACAUAAGAAACCUAUUUUAGGAAGCAGUACUGCUUGUGUUGUGGUUCUGAAUCGAGAAACCAGCACUGUAUACACUGCUAAUAUUGGUGAUAGCGGUUACAUGGUUGUGAGAGCAGGUGUAGUCGUGCACAGGUCUUCGGAGCAACAGCACUACUUUAAUACACCUUUUCAACUAUCCCUGCCGCCUCCUGGACACAGACACAAUGUUGUCAGCGAUCGUCCAGAGUCUGCAGACACCAGCACAUUUCAGGUGGAAGACGGGGAUGUGAUCCUGGUGGCCACCGAUGGUGUCUUCGACAACGUCCCCGACAGUGUUCUGCUGCAGGAGCUGUCGAAGGUGCAGGGCCUGAAGGACUCGGUCACGUUGCAGAGGACUGCCAACACGAUUGCGUGGAUGGCCAGGAAUCUGUCGUUCGACGGGUCGUACAAUUCGCCAUUUGCCAAAAAUGCCAAGAAGAAUGGCAUCAACAUAGUCGGUGGGAAGCCAGACGACAUAACAGUGCUCCUAGCAACAGUCGUUCUAUGAAAUUCACCCUCGAGCCGUCAUCCAUCUAUUCAUCCCUUCGAACGAUAUAGGCAGUGUCUAAAAAAAUCAUUUUUUAAUGAAGUUCACUACUCAUUCGAUUCGAUCCGAUCAUUUUUUUAUCUAUCAUUCAGGUUUGUUGUUUAGCUUUAAUUAAAUCUUGUAUAUAAUUCUUUUUAGCUAGCUGGCUCUAUGAGUUCUAAAUAGGAAAUUUAAUUUUAACAAAUAAUAUAUAUAUUGUGUACGUUUAUUGUUUUAGUUUUAUUUUGUUUAUUUAUAAGUAGCUUGUAUUUUAAUUGAUAUUAGAGAACAAACUCAUGGCCACAUUAAUGUAUGUAUAUUCAUCGGAACAAAAAAAACGUAAAAAAGGCCUUAGUAGAAAGGGUUACAUGUAAGUGUAUAAGCCAGCUCGCUGUAUAACAGAAAAUAAUAAAUAUACAGAUCUGUUAUUAAUUUGCUUAAUUGCAACAAAGUACUAUUAAUAGUAUAUACUACUGAUGUACCGAUUUAUCCCACUUCUGGUUUGUUAGACGGAGAGCUGAGCGCAAAUUCGUUUGUAAAAUAUUAAUCGAGCGAUUCUGUAAUGUGAAAAUGUCUAUUUGUCGUGCGAUAAGACGUAUUUUACUUAUAAACAAGCAAGGAAGCAUGCAUCAAGGAAGAUUCUGUUAUAAUAACAUUCUUCCUUGCUUUGUUUAUAUGUAAAAUACGCCUGAUCGCACGGCAAAUAGAUAGACAUUUUCACAGUUUUACUACCAAGCAAUAAGAUAGCGUUGCUAUUUUAUGAGGCAGAAUUGUCCUCUAAUACCGUUGAUUACAAGAAUCUUUUUUUUAAACAUAAUUUUUUUUUAAAUUAAAUUGCUGACGCGUAUGCACAAACUAUGUUGAUCAUAUUUAUUAUUUUUGUUUAGAUGAAUACAUUU